This is a messenger RNA of Ziziphus jujuba (common jujube), 1486 nucleotides long. Its product is annotated as zinc-finger homeodomain protein 2-like. Gene Ontology annotation, molecular function: transcription cis-regulatory region binding; DNA-binding transcription factor activity. The transcript has a single exon. The coding region runs from base 276 to 1175 and encodes 299 amino acids. The record is from RefSeq and is a predicted model, not a curated record. Lineage: Eukaryota; Viridiplantae; Streptophyta; Magnoliopsida; Rosales; Rhamnaceae. Gene Ontology annotation, cellular component: nucleus. Gene Ontology annotation, biological process: regulation of DNA-templated transcription; regulation of developmental process.
AGAGAAUUGUGCCACGUCAUGGUUGUCUUAAAUACAUUUCACGCUUCUUCUGCAAAGACGAUUAUUAUGAAGGAAAAAACGUCACUGUUUUCCCAUUCCAAUUCCCAUUCUCAAAUUCAUCCAAAAUUUAACCCUUUUCUCAUAUCUAUCUCUCACUCUCAUUAUCUUAAAGUCUUAAAGACUUAAACCCACCCCCUUCCCCAUCUCUUUCGCAUUUUAUCGAACACAUUGUGUGCUACUUUAGGGACUAACUAGUGCUACUACUAACAUAAAGCAUGGACUUAAGCGUAGUCCCUUACAACCAUUCCUCCACCAAACCAGAUAUCAACGACAGCGAAUACGGCGACGUUGUAGAGCCUAAACCCCUCGACAUCAACACCACCAUCAACAACCACAACAAUGACGACCCAAGUCCACUCUCCGCCUUCCAUAUCAAAUACGGCGAGUGCAUGAGAAACCACGCCGCUUCCAUUGGCGGCCAUGCCAACGACGGCUGCGGUGAGUUCAUGCCACGUGCCGACGAUGGAUCCCGCGACUCUUUAACCUGCGCCGCUUGCGGUUGCCAUCGGAAUUUCCACCGCAGGGAACUCCCGGGCUCCGAUCAGCAUUACUCAGUCCACUCUCCUCCUCCUCCUCCGCCGCCGAUGUUGCUCUACAAUGCGGGUCCCACCACCCCGAGGUGGGACCCGAAGAUGGUGAUCCGAUCCCAACGUCACUACCACCAUCAGCAGCAUCAUUAUCUUCAUCAUCGCAAUAGAGGAAGGUUGAUCGAUCACCAUGAUCAUCAUCAUGAGGAUGUGGAGGAGAAAGAGUACGAUCGACGGUCGGAGACGCCGGAGAGAGAAGAGGUGCAGGUGCAGGUGCAGCAUGUGGGACCUACAAGCAGAACGACGUCGUGUAAGAGAUCAAGGACGAAGUUCACGCAGGAGCAGAAGAAUAGAAUGCUGGCGUUUGCAGAGAAAAUAGGGUGGAGGAUACAGAGACACGAUGACUUGGCGCUCAACCAGUUCUGUUCGGAGGUGGGAGUGAAACGCAACGUUUUAAAAGUCUGGAUGCACAAUAACAAGAAUGCACAUCGCCGUAGAGAAUCCGUACCUCCUCCUCCUCCUCUACUCCCUGAAGCUCCACCGCCUCAACCUCCGCCUCCAGCUCCUCCACAACCUGUUGGGGUCUAGUUGUAAUUCUCUCUACUUUUUUUCUUUUGUCUCUUUCUUUUUAAAAAAAAAUUAUUUGUUAAUUAGUAAAUUAAUUUUAUAUUUAUUUUUCCUUUUUAGGCAAUCAUAUUUCAGUGAGACCACAAAAUGGCAAAAGGGUAGUAUUAAUAUAAUCUAAUUAUAUAGGAAAAGUCAUUUACAUUUCUAAGAGUUGAUGAAAAUUUAUUGUCAGUUUUUUGGUAUUGAAAAAUUAUCUGUAGGAAAAUUAUUAUUUACCACUUUUUGGAUUUGAUUUCUUAGUAAUCUGAUCGAUGAAAACUCUAUUUUAUCCC